ACACAAAGACCACCUCUACCUCCGGUACCCUCUCCUCCUCCGGUGCCCCCUCGACAUCCCCGGGUAUCCCGUGCACGGGUACCACCUCCAGCUCCAGCUCCAGUACCCUAUCCUCCUCCGGUGCCCCCUCGACAUCCCCGGGUAUCCCGUGCACGGGUACCACCUCCAGCUCCAGUACCCUAUCCUCCUCAAGUACCCCCUCGGCAUCCCCGGGUAUCCCCUGCACGGGUACGACCUCCACCUCCACCUCCGAUGCCCCCUCGACGACCUCGGGUAUCCCCUGCACGGGCACCCCCACCUCCGAUACCACCUCCACCUCCAUCUCCGGUACCCUCUCCUCCUCGGGUACCCCCUCCACCUCGCUCCUCUAUCCCCAUCGUGUUAUCUAAAAACGAACCAAAUGCAGCAACUGAUGGCCACGAUGAGUCAACAUACCCCAUCUGA
Messenger RNA from Olea europaea var. sylvestris, 444 nucleotides. Its product is annotated as leucine-rich repeat extensin-like protein 3. The transcript has a single exon. The record is from RefSeq and is a predicted model, not a curated record. The annotation marks the transcript as partial. Lineage: Eukaryota; Viridiplantae; Streptophyta; Magnoliopsida; Lamiales; Oleaceae.